This is a messenger RNA of Malassezia pachydermatis, 318 nucleotides long. RefSeq lists its product as hypothetical. The coding region runs from base 1 to 318 and encodes 105 amino acids. NCBI's taxonomy places the organism in Eukaryota, Fungi, Basidiomycota, Malasseziomycetes, Malasseziales, Malasseziaceae. The record is from RefSeq and is a predicted model, not a curated record. The transcript is spliced from 2 exons.
AUGCGAAGAGGAUCGCGGCUCUUUUCCACAAAAGCGUCUAUCCCGCAUUUGACGUUGUUUACUGGCACGCAUUGCUCGCUGUGUGACGAUAUGAAAGAGGUGCUGGAGGCAGAGACGACGCCCUUUACGUUGGCCAUGUACAAUAUUCGGGACGAUACAUCGCCCAAUGUCGAGUACUGGCGUCGCAAGUACCAGUAUGAUAUCCCUGUGUUGCACCUUCGGUGGGGCGAGCCGACACAGGAGGACGAUUACGGGCCAGAAAUCGCACGUCAUCGCCUUGAUCCUGCGCAGCUCGCAGCAGCGCUGCAACGAAAGUGA